Messenger RNA from Trichomonas vaginalis G3, 195 nucleotides. RefSeq lists its product as uncharacterized. The record is from RefSeq and is a predicted model, not a curated record. The coding region runs from base 1 to 195 and encodes 64 amino acids. NCBI's taxonomy places the organism in Eukaryota, Parabasalia, Trichomonadida, Trichomonadidae. The transcript has a single exon.
AUGAGCGGUAGAUCAAAGAUUAGGAUUAUCCAUGAAGAAAUUGAAGGCGACAUUCGUAAUGCAAUAUAUAACGAUGGUCAUGGAUACAUGAGUCUCAAAACAUCAGAUAAGCAAAAAACAGUUCGAUAUUUUGUAUCAAAAGAAGAGCUUGCUCAGUGUUAUAAUAAAUAUAGGUGCAUUGUAAUUCAUCUUUAA